Messenger RNA from Schizophyllum commune H4-8, 5865 nucleotides. RefSeq lists its product as uncharacterized. The record is from RefSeq and is a predicted model, not a curated record. Lineage: Eukaryota; Fungi; Basidiomycota; Agaricomycetes; Agaricales; Schizophyllaceae. Gene Ontology annotation, cellular component: microtubule; centrosome; spindle pole. Gene Ontology annotation, biological process: positive regulation of cytokinesis. The transcript has 6 exons. The coding region runs from base 156 to 5459 and encodes 1767 amino acids. Gene Ontology annotation, molecular function: microtubule binding.
GCGCCCUAGCUCACACGUUGUCGUCGCUGCGUCGUCGCGCCUUUGCCUCACAUUGGGAGUCAAAGGAUUAUGCAGUGCUGCCGCCUCUUUCAUAUAUCUUAGCCGACGUCUUCCCCAUCCACGACCACGACCCCUGUUCCCCCUUGUCACCCUAGAUGUCACAGCCCGAGAUUCCCUCCCCGUCCGGAGAGCCUGCUGCGCGCUCUGAGCAGCUGCCACCGCCCCCAGGAGAUGCGGCAGCCGCAGGCGACAGACCACAGCAGGCUGUGGAUGGAGAAGAGCAGGCGCUGGAAUCCCAUGAAGUCAUCGAAUUACAAUCCUUCAGCGUGAAGAAGGCGUGGAUCGAGGAGAAGACUAAGUUUCUCGAGCAGCUUCCUUCGAUCGACGUCUUCGUCGGCCUGGACGCUAUUCGGGCCUCCGCGGAGGAAGUGCCCGGCCUCCCUACGCGCGCGCAGCUGCAGGAAUGGGUGACCGAGCACGAUCAUAUCGAGAAGGAGACCGAGAUCUUUGAUAGGGGAGAGCUCCAGAAACUCAGGAAGCUGACCAAAGCCGCGACUCAACGAAACCUUUCGCCACAAGACACCGACCUCAUUGAAAUUACGCUCACGACUAUUUAUGCUUUGGACAAGCUACUCCAUCUCCUCCGGGAUCGCUCCGACUCGCUCGACUUGCUCGGCGUCAGGCUAACAUGGGAGGAACACCGGUCUGCCUCGUGGAAAGAGCGGCGGCAGAUUAUCGAGGACCUUGCAAACUUUCUCGAGGCUCGUGCUCGCUGGUCGGCAUCCGUCUACGAUACUAUGCAAGCUGCUGAGGCCCAUACUCCUUCCCCACUGAGCUCGCCAGCACCUCCACGUCGCAACUCUAUCACUUCCAUCGCGUCAUCAACACUGUCAAACUCCCAGUCCAUCUCGAAACUAUCAAGAGUUACUCGGUUCAAGCAAGUCGAACACCUAAAUCGCGAGGCCGCACAAUUUACUGGCCGAAUAACGGCCCUCCGCCAUGGACGAGUGGCAGCCGCCGGGAAGGUCCUGGACAAGCUCAUCGACAUGAGCCGAAGACCUGUACCAGAAGAACUCCUCGAUGAACAGGACAGACUUGAAGAACGGGCAAUAACGGAGUUGGAAGAUGUAGGCAAGUUCGCCAUGGACGUAGUCAUGCAAUGGAGAAAGUCUGACGAAACUUAUGUCGAAACGAUGAAGGAUCUCUAUGGAGCGCAGACGCUGCUCGAGGAGAUUGAGACGGCAAAGCUGCAGCAUCCGACGCAGGCUCAGAGCAAGACGUUCACGACGCGCUCGAAUGAGCUCUUGCGGCGGAUGGCCUACAGGGGUCGACCCACCGCACCUACUAGCUCUUUUCCGCGGCCGAGUCAUCCGCUCUUUCCUGACCAGGACGAGGCGAACGCAUCAAUCGCUUACGCCCUUGAAGCGGAGAUCAACUCAACAACUGACAUCGUGCAGCAAGUAGCUGAGCUUGCGAAGGAGUAUAGGGAAGGCUGGAGCGCGGUGCAAGCGGUCGAAGAGCUCAAUAAAUCCUGCUCAGACCUGUCGGGCACCUUUGAAUCUAUCAUUGACCGCUUGGAGAACGGAUUUACGGGAGCUUCGACGGACGGCAGCGCGCCAGAUCUUUCGUCGGAAGCCUGCCUCGAGCCCACCCGGCAUGCUGCUUACCUCACACUCCUUCCAUCCGUCCUGGAAGAGCUCGAGAAGGCGUCAGUCGCGACAUCCACCACAAUCCAGGGUUCCCAUGCGACGUUGCUAAAUGCCGACAAGCCCGGCAUCGACGCGACUUUCCGCCAGGAGGCGGCGGCCAAUGUGCAGAAGUUGGCGGAGACGCGCAGUCGUGCAGACGAAGUACGCAAGUCGGUCACGGCACGCGUUGCACGCCUUCGCGAAGCGAGGAGGAUCAAGAGCCUCAUGGAGGACCAUUUGCGCCAAUUGGAGCAACAGCGACAUAGGAUUGAGGAGUCGAUGGAGAAGUACAAGUGGCGCCAGGAGUCUCGCGGCGGCAACAGCCUCCCCACACCCGAGAGCCCCUCAUCGACACCUUUGCAAGAUGUGCAACCUGCUGAUGUCAGGAGACACCUGCAAGAGCUUGUCGUUGCUCGCAGCCAGCAGAUCGAGGCACCUCUCGCGCAGCUCAAUGCGACACUGGAAGAGCCUAUGCAGCAAUGGUUGACUAGUAGCCUGUCUACGCUGAAGACCUUGUCUGCACAGCUGGAGACCAUGACAACGUUGCUCGAGGGCAUUCAGAAGCAGAGCACUGUGAUGGCCUCGGUUCGCGACGAGUUCAAUGACCUGCACGUACGCGCUGAAGAUAUCCGGAUGCGCUAUCAGAGCGCCGCCAACCAUGUUCUGUCUGGCGAACUUCACGGCGACAACAUCGCUGAGUCCAGGGCGCAGCUGCUAGACACCCUUAACGAUCUCGACACGGCGGCCACGACGUUCACUAACGGCCUUUCGUCGCGGAUACCCUUCGUUGCUCGUCAGCCUGCGCCUUCACCUGUUAAGAAGGCAUUCACCUUUGUCAAGCGGCGACCGUCAUUAGCUGACCUUCGACUUGGCGCAAAUACCCAGGACGAGCAUUCCAUCGACCUUCCCUUCGACUUGACCACGCUUGACGAAGCCGUUCGGUCUGACAGCAAUUCCUACGCGAUGCGCCUGAGUAGCGAAGUCCAGAACCUCCGCCAGCGUGCGGAGUAUCUCAACCAGGCUAUCCGCGCGAAGGAGUUCGAUGCGCGCUUGAUCGGUGUUCUGGAUGACAUCGACGCCUUCGCGGGGCAAAUCGACUCGUUGAAGACGACAUUGUCCAGUGUCGCGUCUCAACCUGAUUGUCUUGACCGCCUGGAGGCUUUGCGCGCGGAGGUACAGGAGACGCUCGCUACACGCCAAGAGGCGCUUGCUCGUUGCAUGACUCCUUUGCAAGACAUCUUGCAGGAGAUGGAGGCCUCCGCCGAUUCGCACAGCACAUCUCCCCAGGAAGUUUUGCAUAUCAGUCGCAAGCGCGCACUCAGUGAUGCCAAGUCCAAGCUCAUGGACAUCAAGAACGACGGCGAAGCCCUCGUGUCGCGCAUAGCAGACGCGCAUGCAGCAGAGGCGCGGCGGUUGGAGGAAGCCAGGCUGGAGGCCGAGCGGUUGGCGCAAUUGGAGCGGGAACGCCAGGCCGCCGAAGCCGCUGAGGCUGCGCGACUGGAGCAGGAGCGUCUGGAAGAGGAGCGGAGGCAACGGGAAGAGGACGAACGGUUGACUGAGGAGCAGCGCAAGCGCGAGGAAGAAGAGCGUCUGGCGCUACUUGCUGCAGAGGAGGCCCGCAAGGAGGAGGAGCGCCUUGCUGAGGAGCAGCGCAAGUUGCAGGAAGAGCAAGAGGCGGAGGAGAGGCGGCGUGCUGAGGCGGAGGAAGCGCGUCUGGCGGCGGAGAAGGCGGAGAGGGAGCGCUUGGAGAGCGAAAGGCUGGCAAUGGAGGCGCGCCUGAAGGAGACGGAGGAACAGCUUGCGGUCGAACGGCAAGAGCGCGCAAAGCAGGAAGCGGAGGCCGCUCGCCUUGCUGCUGAACGGAGCCCUCCAUUCAAGCUCAUGCCCGCGUUUGAGGAGGAUGUCUUCGGUCUCCGUCUCGCGCCCUCUGGCGGCAUGCCGCCGGAGAUGUCGUCAGAGAUGAAGGAGCUACAGGCACAGAUUGUGGCUUUGCGACAACGUUUACGCUCCCUCAGCAUCAACGAGUUGGCACGUUCGACGACGAAGUCCUCUAGUCAACUUCCGCGCGACCAGCAGAUCCACCACAUCAUCACCCAGUUCAACGGGAUCAAGCAGGAGGUUGAAGCCCUUCCGGCCUCUGCUGAGGACUCGCUGGUGAACGCGGAACUGCGGUCUCUGCGCACGGAGGUCGAGCAGUCUAUGGCUUUGGUCCAGGACCUAGACAAGCUGCGCCAAUUUGGGCAAUGCAUCAAGGAGUGCGACGAUGCGCUCAGUGACUUGCUUGAGCAUAUCGAUAGCUUCCCCUCCCCGCCACUUGCGACUAUCUCUACGCGCAUCCAGCCGCCCAAUGGCAGUCCCGACGACCAGAUGCUGACGAGGCUCAAUGCGACGCGCUCGCUUGUCGACGAGAUGUCCCUCCAGUUCCGCUUAGUAUCCAACGACCCUCGCGCGAUCUCGGAGAACGAGCGGGUGCUGCAAACAUGGAGCGAGCUCGAGGAGAUGGCGAGGGAUCGUGUGGGCGGCAAGCGAUCGCGGCCUGCCAGCGUGGCGAGCUCGGUGCAUAGCUCGACUGGGCCGGCCACCAGCCGCUCGCACUCAAGAACAUCGACGCUUAGCAGCACGGUGUCCCGUGGCGGAGGAAAGACCAAGGGGUACGGUAACUUGGGCACGUCGCAUACCGCGGGCUCAAAGUUCCUUUCGCCUACGACGCUGCCGCCGAAGCAGCCCGGGGGUCGUCGUGUGGUUUCUGGGUCAUCGCGCCCCAGUCGGCCGUCAAGCCGGAUGUCGAGCGUGUCCUCGCAGCGCUCCGUAUCUGGCUCGUCCCUGUUCAGCUCGACCUUCGCGUCGCGGCAGCGCACCAACAGCGUCACGCUCUCCGAGUCGCCCGUCGCCAAGAAGACAUCGACUUCCCGCGUGCGCGCGCAGACUGCGCAGAGCAAGCGUAGCUCCUCGCCCAGCGUUAUGUCCGAUGCCUCCUCCUUCGGUGUUCCGACAUCAGCGUCCUCUUUUGGCGUGCCCUCCCGCUCCUCGACGUCCCUCUCCAGCUGGGCGCGCAGCGGCCCCCGCAACUCUAUCUCCUCACUCACGCGCGGUGCUGUGUCGACGCCGACGAAGAAGGCUGCUGCGCCGCGCAAGCGGUACGUCGCGGACCCGAAGAGCAAACUGGAUGUCGCGGUCGGCGAGGUGGUGAACAAGUUGCCGGUGGGGAUCAAUGUGGAGGGUUUGACGGAGACGUACAAGGACCAGAGCGGAAAAUACUGGAUAGGCGACCAGGAGCCGAAGUUGUGCUUCUGUCGAAUUCUGCGGUCGCAGACGGUGAUGGUGCGCGUGGGUGGUGGGUGGUCGGAGUUGUCGAAGUUCAUCUCGGAGCACUUUGCGGACAGCUUUCGUGUGCUAGAGACCUCUCCCCCUCGACCUGGGCAGGCAGAGGAGAAAUGGAUCAGCUCCGCGACGUUACUCGAGGCUGCCGAGAUCACAGAUCGGCCUCUGCGCUCACCACACACGCCCGAGCCAGGCGAGCUGCCCUCCUUCGCCAUCGUCUCUCCGGAUGCACAUAGUCCGCGGUCACUCAAGUCAUCCCCCGGCUCCAGCCGAGGCAAUGGCUCCCCAGGCCUCACACCGCUGCAAUUCCUACGACGCGCAGACCCAGAAGCCUCGCCACUGCCGCUGCGUCCAGCGACGCCAACGCGGUCAACGGCGUCCACCGUGCACUCGCGCAUGCGCAGUCCCGGCGGGUACACGCCCAACAGAAACUCGGUCUGGCGCCCGUGAAUACGUGUACACUGAACGUGAACAUAGACUACAAGUAUUGUUACACCACCCAGCGUCCUGCGGGCCUACUCACUGGUGGUUAUAUUCCCUGCUCCCCUCCACUAUACUUGUUUGCCUGAUUUACGGCUCAUUGUUCGAUAGACGGUUCGUCACAGGACCGGAUACGAGUGCUUCACCAUUGACUGUUGGCCUCAAUUACACCCCUUCGCCCCUACUUCGUUCGACUUCAUGUGUUACUGUAUUCCCUGGCAUGGCAUGGCAUGACAUUCAAGUUAUUUACGCAUCCGCACAUAUUAUUGUUGGACCAUACUACUUAGUCGUAUAAAGCUCUGGGUAAGUUAGCUUACGAACUGCACCUGUACCAGUAACACUCACAGUCUAGAAAUGAAAUGAGGCGUUAGCAUGA